Venustampulla echinocandica is the source of this 561-nucleotide messenger RNA. RefSeq lists its product as uncharacterized. The record is from RefSeq and is a predicted model, not a curated record. Bases 1 to 561 code for a protein of 186 amino acids. Lineage: Eukaryota; Fungi; Ascomycota; Leotiomycetes; Helotiales; Pleuroascaceae. The transcript is spliced from 2 exons.
AUGUCAAAUACCCGACAGCAAUCUACCUCUAGCUACAUUGACAUGUCAAGUCCUCGGGCUAUACCAAGUUCCAGCCCGAAAUAUUUCAACUCCAAUCAGGAACGAGCUGGCCCCUCUUCGAAUAUCCUCAGCGAGAGGACAAUGUCCCGAAAUAGGAGAAGUGCUUCUCCUUCCCCCUCUGACGGGUCCCAAGUCUCAGAAAAUAAACGACUAAAAGCCUCCGAAGCCAUUCUCCAGGAGAAGGCAAGAUUUAAGAAACAAAUCCGACGUCUGAAGCAUACUAUGCGGACGAUUAUCGAGCUGGAGUUGAGGGAGAAGAUUCGGGGAGAGGUGGAGGAAGAGGUGGAGAGGGAGCUCCGCUGGAAGCUGGAAAAGAAAAUCCGCGUCCGCAAAUCCAAAGAGAUGGAGGAGAAUAUUAAGAAGGCGAUCAAGGAGGGGGUGGAGGAGGAGACGAAGAAGAUUAGGGAGCAGUUUGAGAGGAGUUUGGGGUUGCGAUUGGGAGAGGAAGAGUGGAUGAAGAAGACCGUGGGCGAGAACGUGAAGAGAAAGAAGGGAGUUUAG